AUGUUUGAGUAUAGUGGUGAAAUGGCUAAAGACUACAUCUACGCCGUCACGCCAUUCCUUGUUGACGCUAUGAUGGAGCGAGAUCAAGUGCACAGGCAAAUUGCUAUCGAUGCAGUUGCGCAUCUCUUACUAGUUCUCCAGUAUCGCUUACAAGCUUUGUGGCAUCCAGCUCGCAAAGUGAGGGAACCGGUGUGGAAGGUUGGUCUAAUCGAACCUGGACAAUUCCGCGCCACUGACGAACUUGUCCGAAAUUAA
This is a messenger RNA of Cylicocyclus nassatus, 255 nucleotides long. Lineage: Eukaryota; Metazoa; Nematoda; Chromadorea; Rhabditida; Strongylidae. The record is from the annotation of a GenBank genome assembly.